Lates calcarifer (barramundi perch) is the source of this 1424-nucleotide messenger RNA. Its product is annotated as ras-related protein Rab-27B. NCBI's taxonomy places the organism in Eukaryota, Metazoa, Chordata, Actinopteri, Centropomidae. Gene Ontology annotation, biological process: positive regulation of exocytosis; melanosome transport. Gene Ontology annotation, cellular component: melanosome; secretory granule. The transcript has 3 exons. Gene Ontology annotation, molecular function: GTPase activity; GTP binding. Bases 1080 to 1358 code for a protein of 92 amino acids. The record is from RefSeq and is a predicted model, not a curated record.
AAACACAGAGAGAGAGACAGACAGAAGCAGAAGAGGAAUGAAAGAAGAGGGAAAAGCAGAAAGAGAGAAAGCUUGAAACUGCAUCUGAACCUCAGGAGGUAACUGAGCUGUCAGCCAGGUAACCAGUCAGCCAGGAAGUAAGAUGACCAGUCAGUUACUGGUUGACAUUUUUAGUCAGGAAGUCAGUUUGUAAGACAGUCAGUGAACUAAUCAGUCAGUCAGAUAGUUGGUAACAUCAUUCAGUUAGCUGGUUAGUCACUUAUCUGGCCAGUUAAUCAGUUAGUUAGUCAUUUCGUAAGUCUUUUAGUUAGUUCAACCAGUCAGACAGUUGGUUAGUCAGUCAUCCAGUUAAUCAAUAUUAAUUCAUUCAAUUUGUGUGAGAGUCCUCUAGUUGGCUGGUUAGUUGGGCAGUUCCUCAGCUUGGUAGUUAUUUGGCCAGUUUAUUGGUUAGUUGUCAUUUUGUUAGUCAAUUGGUUCAAGAGCUCAUAAGUUAAUCAAUUACUCAGUCAUUCAGACAUAAAUGUGGGUAGUCAGCCAGUUAGUUAGUUGGUCAUUCUGGCAGGUUGUCAGCCACGUCAGAUAUUCAAUAAGUUUAUUUAAUCAGUUGGUCAAUUUUUAUUAUUUUAGUUUACUUAUUCAGUCAGUAAGUCUUUCAGUAAGUUAGUUAGCCAGUUGGUUGAUGGGUUAUCAGUUUUAUUCAGGUACCUAUUUAGUUAGUUCGUGGUUUAGUCAGUUAUUUUCAGUCAGUUUUUCUGGUGGGAAUGCAGUUAACAAAUUAACCACCAGCAACAGCAAGUCACAGUUAUUCAUCCAUCCCUGCAGCCAGUCAGCUGGUCGGUGAGGGGAGUGUCUUUCUGCUCUGCUGCCUCCAGCUGAGUGGUAGUCAGUCAUCCAGUCAUCCAGUGAUCCAGCCUCCCACUCAGUCACUCAGUCAGUCAGUCAGUCAGUCAGACAGUCGGUGGGUGUAGUGUAGAUGCAGGGCUGCUGGUCAGCUGCUCUGGACACCUCAUAUCUCCCUCAGGAUCUCACACUGUUGAAUCAGCAGAGGAGCUACUGAGAGGUUUAUAGCGGUCAUCACUAUGACUGAUGGGGAUUAUGACUACCUUAUAAAGCUCCUUGCCCUGGGGGACUCCGGCGUGGGGAAAACCACCUUCCUGUACCGAUACACAGACAACAAGUUCAACCCCAAGUUCAUCACCACAGUCGGCAUCGACUUCAGGGAAAAGAGAGUGGUGUACACAGCGUCCAACCCAAAUGGGACGACCACAGGGAAAACCUUCAAGGUUCACCUUCAGCUCUGGGACACAGCUGGACAGGAGAGGUGGGCUGCAUCUUCAGAAAGAAACCAAUCAGGAUAAUGGCUUAUCUUUGUAUUAGUCUAGCUUGUCAUGCUUUGUCAUUUGUGAUAUCUUGGAUUGCUGUUU